CUAGGAACUACAUUUCCCAGUGAGGGAGCGGCUCCGGUAGGCUGUCUGCGCCCGGCAUCGCAGUGUCGGCUGCUGGAGAGCGUGUGAUGGGCACGGCGGCAAAGGGCUGUUUUUUCCUUCCCUCCCCUCGGAGUUGAGGCGGCGCCGGCUCUGCUUUCCCUCGCGCCCUGUCCGGCUCCCCGUGUCAGCUUUAACUGGGUCCCACCAGGAAAGCUGGGGCCUUCAGGUUCGAAGGUAGCAGCUGCUGCCCCGCACCGGAGUGAAGGGCGCACCCCUCUUCAGUCCAGCCAACCCCGCGCCCGGCCGGCGCUUCCAUGGGCCCAACCCGGAAGCCCAACGUGUGUCGCCGGCUGAGUCACCGGGCGCUGGGCUGCUUCUCGCGCGACGCAGGCGUGGUGCAGAGGACGAACCUGGGCAUCCUGCGGGAGCUGGUGUGCCAGGAAAGUACUAAAUUUAAGAACGUUUGGACAACUCAUUCCAAGUCACCUAUAGCCUAUGAGAGAGGAAGAAUAUAUUUUGACAAUUAUCGGUGCUGUGUCAGCAGCAUUGCAUCAAAGCCAAGAAAACUUUAUGAAAUGCCAAAAUGUUCCAAAUCAGAAAAAAUAGAGGAUGCUUUAUUAUGGGAAUGCCCAGUGGGGGAAAUAUUUUCCAAUCCAUCUGAUUAUAAGUCCUCACUCAUAGCACUGACUGCUCAUAAUUGGCUACUUCGUAUAUCAGCAACUACAGGAAAAAUCCUUGAGAAAAUAUAUCUUGCUUCUUAUUGCAAAUUCAGAUACUUGAGCUGGGAUACUCCUCAAGAAGUCAUUGCAGUCAAGUCAGCUCAGAACAAAGGCUCAGCAAUGGCCCGGCAGGCAGGCAUUCAACAACCUGUUUUGCUGUACCUCGCAGUGUUCCGAGUUCUACCUUUUUCACUUGUAGGGAUUCUAGAGAUCAACAAAAAGAUUUUUGGGAACAUUACAGAUGCCACCUUGUCUCAUGGAAUACUGAUUGUGAUGUACAGCUCAGGACUGGUCAGACUCUAUAGCUUCCAAGCCAUCACUGAACAGUUCAUGCAACAGAAACUUGACUUAGGGUGUGCAUGCAGAUGGGGUGGGACUACUGGAACUGUAGGAGAGGCUCCUUUUGGCAUUCCUUGUAAUAUUAAAAUCACAGACACGCCACCACUGCUCUUUGAGGUGUCAUCCCUGGAGAGUGCUUUUCAGAUUGGAGGCCAUCCUUGGCACUACAUCAUAACACCUAAUAAGAAGAAACAGAAAGGAGUUUUCCAUAUAUGUGCCUUAAAAGACAAUUCCUUGGCAAAAAAUGGAAUCCAGGAAAUGGAGUGUUGUUCUCUAGAAUCUGACUGGAUCUAUUUCCAUCCUGAUGCUUCUGGUAGAAUAAUACAUGUUGGCCCAAAUCAAGUCAAAGUUUUAAAGCUGAGUGAAAUAGAAAAUAAUAGUUCUCGGCAUCAGAUCUCUGAAGAUUUUGUCAUUUUGGCCAACAGGGAGAAGAAUAAAAAUGAAAACCUCACUGUCACAGCUUCUGGACGGGUGGUAAAAAAAACUUUUAACCUUCUGGAUGAUGACCCAGAACAAGAGACUUUCAAAAUUGUGGACUAUGAAGAUGAGUUGGAUUUGCUUUCCGUGGUAGCUGUUACUCAAAUAGAUGCUGAAGGAAAAGCUCACUUGGAUUUCCACUGUAAUGAAUAUGGAACUUUACUUAAAAGCAUUCCACUAGUGGAGUCGUGGGAUGUGACAUAUAGCCAUGAAGUCUAUUUUGACAGAGACUUGGUGCUACACAUAGAACAGAAACCCAACAGGGUCUUCAGCUGCUAUGUUUACCAGAUGGUAUGUGACACUGGGGAAGAAGAAGAAACCAUAAACAGAAGCUGUUAAAAAGAGCAAGAUAAUUGUAAAUUAAGAGACUUUUAGCCAGACACACCAACAGCUGUGUCCAUUCCUCCUUCUUAUUAUCUGCAUGGCAUAUUUUCUAGAAAAAGUCUUAUGUUGACUUCAGAUAACCGUGACUUAUUUUUUAAACUUGCCAUUGAAGGUGUUGAAGGCUUCAUUCUGUGUAAAGGUUUUUUGGUUUUUUGUUCAUUUUUUUGCGGCUGGCCAUACGGUAAUCUGAACCCUUGACCUUGGUGUUAUAAUACCAUGCUCUAACCAGCUGAGCUAACUGGCCAGACUUAUAUGUAGAGGUUUUUUAGAAUGCUGUCCCAAGAAGUCUAGUAUUUUGGAGCUUUUAGCUAGGCAGUAAUGCAAAUAUAAAAUUCUGGAGAACAGGGAAGGACAGGUUAAUUCCAUCUGUUGAAGAGAGGGUCAUUGAUGGGGAGAUGAUUAACACGGUUCUUAAAGGGUGGUAUGGAAUUUUGAUUGGUAAAGCUAGGAGAGAGACAUAAAAAUAAAAAUAAAGAAGAAACACAUAAAAAAUUCUAUAUCCUCUGUAUCAAACUUUGCUUAAGAAUGAGAAAUGAGAUGUAUAAUAUGAAAGCAUACUUUUGAGCCAAAAAUGCAUCAUCACAAUUUAAAAAAACCCUUAUAUAUGUAUAUAUAUUUUGUACUUGUAUAUAGUAUAAAGUAUUGGUUUUAAUUCCCUUA
Galeopterus variegatus (Sunda flying lemur) is the source of this 2579-nucleotide messenger RNA. RefSeq names its product DDB1 and CUL4 associated factor 17 (gene DCAF17). Gene Ontology annotation, biological process: protein ubiquitination. The coding region runs from base 315 to 1874 and encodes 519 amino acids. Lineage: Eukaryota; Metazoa; Chordata; Mammalia; Dermoptera; Cynocephalidae. Gene Ontology annotation, cellular component: Cul4-RING E3 ubiquitin ligase complex. The record is from RefSeq and is a predicted model, not a curated record. The transcript is spliced from 14 exons.